Messenger RNA from Poecile atricapillus (Black-capped chickadee), 497 nucleotides. RefSeq names its product feather keratin 1-like. Bases 56 to 433 code for a protein of 125 amino acids. Gene Ontology annotation, molecular function: structural constituent of cytoskeleton. Gene Ontology annotation, cellular component: intermediate filament. The transcript has a single exon. NCBI's taxonomy places the organism in Eukaryota, Metazoa, Chordata, Aves, Passeriformes, Paridae. The record is from RefSeq and is a predicted model, not a curated record.
CACCUCCAGCUCUUGUUCCCAUCUUGGCUUGACAGGGCAGCUGCACAGUGUGGUGAUGGGUUGCUCUUCAAACACCUCUCAUGACUUUUCCUUGCCCUCUCUCCAGGUGCAUCUGCAGCCCCAAGACAUGUCCUGCUACACCCCGUGCCGGCCCUGCCAGCCCUGUGGCCCCACCCCGCUGGCCAACAGCUGCAACGAGCCCUGUGUCAGGCAGUGCCAGGACUCCACCGUGGCCAUCCAGCCCUCGCCCGUGGUGGUGACCCUGCCCGGCCCCAUCCUCAGCUCCUUCCCACAGAACACCGCCGUGGGAUCCUCCACCUCAGCUGCUGUUGGCAGCAUCCUCAGCUCUCAGGGAGUGCCCAUCAACUCUGGGGGCUUUGGCCUCUCGGGCUUGGGCAGUGGCCUCUGUGGCACGAGGUGCUUCCCCUGCUGAAGCUGCUCCCUGCACUGUGGCCUCCACCUGGAUCCCCCUCUUUUCCCUCUUUUGACUCAUUAAA